Molecule: messenger RNA, 1263 nt
Organism: Schizosaccharomyces octosporus yFS286
Lineage: Eukaryota; Fungi; Ascomycota; Schizosaccharomycetes; Schizosaccharomycetales; Schizosaccharomycetaceae
Product: tRNA methyltransferase Trm12
Exons: 1
Coding region: 1-1263 (420 amino acids)
Biological process (GO): tRNA methylation; wybutosine biosynthetic process
Cellular component (GO): cytoplasm
Molecular function (GO): S-adenosylmethionine-dependent methyltransferase activity; tRNA methyltransferase activity
Source: RefSeq, a predicted model, not a curated record
AUGAUUUCCCUCUUGGUCCCUAAAUCGAAAGCGAAGCAAUGGAAGGAUUAUUUACAGGAUCUAAAUUGUUUCCCUAAAUCAAUUGGAAUCGUUUCAGGCUCCAAAAUAUCGGCUUAUUUGGAUAGUCAGACAAGUGAUGUUCCUUUAGACAAAUAUGUAUUAAUACCCACUUCUUUUGAGGAAAAUAAUUUACCAAAAGAAAUAUUUAAUUGCUCUGAACUCCAAAUUAUUCAUAAUGCAUCAUUGCCAACGGAUAUGGAAAAAAGUUCCUUACAAGAACGCAUCUUGGCUUGCGUAGCUGAAAUAGUUGGAAAAAAGGUAACAGAAGAACAAUUCAUUGUUCCUACGAGGUUUGUUAUAUAUUCCCCAAUGGCUCUACUGUCUCCAAGUAGUUUCUCUACGAAAGAAUGGGUUGCUUUUCUUCACCGGUAUAGAAAUACAGAAGAAGCGAAUAGGCUUUUUUCGAUUUUUGCAAAGGAAUGGAGAGUUACUCAUAUUGCACUAAAUGAGCCAAUUCCGAUAGAUGAUGUUAUGAGAAGGCCAUUGGCUUUGCAACCUCUUUAUGGAGAUUUUGGAAAACCAGUGUGGGAAGAACCGACUGCUGAAGAUUUCAGUAAUGCGUUUUGGGUUCAUUGCAAGCAAAAUGGAAUCUAUCAGACAUGGGCUCCACUUUAUACAAUGUUUUCUCGGGGGAAUUCGGUUGAGAAAGCAAGAGUUCUAAAGUUUAAUAAUAUUUCGAAUGAGGUUAUUGCUGAUUUAUAUGCUGGCAUUGGGUAUUUUUCUUUUUCAUAUGUUAAAGGAAAAGCUAAAAGUGUUUUCUGUUGGGAAAUUAAUCCUUGGAGCGUUGAAGCGUUACGUAGAGCUGCUAUUGCCAAUAAUUGGUCUGUUUGCAUCGUUCGGCAUACUGAGGAGUACGAUUUUGGAGUGGGAUCUCAUCAACUUGUAGUUUUUCAUGAGAGUAAUGAAUACGCGCAUUCGAGAUUAAACUCUCUAGGUACGUCGGUGAGACACGUCAAUCUUGGAAUGCUUCCCUCUAGUAGAGAUACAUGGGACAUGAGCACUUCUAUUGUUAGGCGAGAACCUGGGUCUUCUAUUCAUGUACAUGAAAACGUAACAGAGGAUCGUAUAGAAAAGUAUGGUGAGGAGAUAAACUCAGCUUUUACAAACAAAUUAGGAAUACAAACCACAUAUCAGGUUAAUCGGGUGAAGUCGUUUUCGCCUAGAGUUUGGCAUGUUGUAUACGAUAUACAAACAGUUGAUUAA